CAGAGGGAAGGACCCACAGACGCAGGGCUGUCCUCUAACAGAGCUUCAGAUCUGAUCUACUCAUGUGGAUUUUUCUAUGAAACUUUGCCAGCUGAGGACUGAGUCUAUCUUUUGUUUUGUGCUGCCACCUACAGAAGGAAAACUUGUUUGAGAUUUCAAGGAGAGUUUUGGUUUCAUGCCUGGCUGACAUAGAGCGUAUCUGCUCAGACCCUGUGGUUUAGUGGAUGCAUGGAAGAGGCUUUUCGUCAUUCUCUCGGGUCACCAGUUGCCAUCUCAGACAACAAGAGUCUCCCGUCUUUGCAAGAUCUUUCUGGUUUUCCCUCUGAAGCGCUUGGAAAUACAGGAGAAGAGCGACAGAUAAAGGAGACAGAAGCAGAAGAUCUUCAUGUAUUCCCUCAAAGCCUAAAAGAGACAAAUAGUGACAGCUGGCUGGUGGACCUGAGGGGGCAUGGGGACGAUGAGGAUGGUUUGGCUGUGUCUCCUAGCCUGCAAUGUCCUACUUAUUGGUUUCCUUCACGUGGCUGUCACAGAAAAUGAUGUCACUCCACGCCUCAGCUUUCCCUACAAUGCAAAGGAAAGGACAACAAAAAGCUUCUCAGCCAACGGGGUGUACAACUUCACCUCCUUCCUGCUCAGCAGUGAAGACAACAUGCUCUAUGUUGGGGCCCGGGAGAUUCUCUUUGCUCUCAACCUCUCUGAUAUCAGUGCAACAAAGCUUAAAAGAAGCCUCACAUGGAAAACUCCGGAGAGGAAGAGAGAGGAGUGCAGUUUCAAAGGCAAAGAUCUUCAGAAAGACUGCUUCAACUACAUAAAGAUUUUGCUGCAGAAGAACAGCACUCUCCUGUACGUUUGUGGGACGUACGCCUUCAGCCCUAUCUGUGCCUACAUUAGGACAGGAGACUUCUCUUUUGUCAGAAGUGAUGCUGGUGAGAUUGUUACAGAAGAUGGACGCAGCCGCUGCCCGUUCAACCCGGAGUACAAGUCCACUGCCAUCAUGGCUGAUGGGGAACUGUAUGCCGGCACAGUUAGUAAUUUCCAAGGAAAUGAACCCAUCAUCUACAAGAGCCUGAGCCAAGGCACUGCUCUGAAAACGGAAAACUCUCUCAACUGGCUUCAAGACCCAGCCUUUGUUGGCUCGGCUUACAUUCAGGAGAGCCUACCCAAGGGCAACCUUGUGGGCGAUGACGAUAAGAUUUACUUCUUCUUCAGUGAAGCAGGAAAGGAGUUUGAUUUCUUUGACAACACCGUCGUUUCACGCAUCGCCCGUGUGUGUAAGGGCGACAUCGGAGGGGAGAGGGUAUUACAGAAGAAAUGGACCACUUUCUUAAAGGCUCAGCUUCUGUGCUCAUUGCCUGAUGAUGGGUUCCCCUUCAACAUAAUCCAAGACAUGUUUGUGCUCACGCCGGGCCCCGAGGACUGGAAGAACACUGUGUUUUAUGGAGUCUUUACAUCUCAGUGGUACAAAGGUGCUUCAGGAAGCUCUGCAGUCUGUUCCUUCACCAUGGACCAAGUGGAAAAUGCUUUUAAUGGGCGAUACCGUGAGGUCAACAGAGAGACCCAGCAGUGGUACACUUAUAAUCAUCCUGUCCCGGACCCUCGGCCAGGAGCUUGCAUAACAAAUGCAGCCAGAGAGCUGGGCAUCACCUCCACGCUGCACAUGCCGGACAAAGUGUUGAAUUUUGUCAAAGACCACUUCCUGAUGGACAGAGUCAUCCGCAGCCAACCCCUACUUCUGAAACGUAACAUACGCUACACACAGAUUGUUGUGCAUCGGGUCCAGACAACUAAAAAGGAGUAUGAUGUGCUUUUUAUUGGCACAGAUAAUGGGAGACUCCAUAAAGCCAUCAACAUCAAAAACAAGAUGCACAUUAUUGAGGAGAUGGUGAUCUUCCGUGACUCUCAACCAGUUCAGCACAUUGAGUUGGACACUAACAAGGGUCGGCUCUACGUUUCGUCUCUCUCUGAAGUUGUUGAGGUCCCAGUAGCUAACUGCUCUAAUUAUCAGAGCUGUGGGGAGUGCAUCCUCUCCAGGGAUCCAUACUGUGCCUGGAACAAGUGGCAGUGUGUAGAUGUCAGAAGUAUUCCUGCCAGCAAGACCCAGCACCAAGAUGUAGAUGAAGCAAAUACAUCAGCUAUUUGCGGAAAGCCGAGCCCACGGGCUGCUAAUCCUCCACCAACAAGAGCUUCUUCAUGCCAGGCAAUAAUUAUCCCAGCCAACACUUUCAAAGUACUGCCAUGCAAGCUGCGCUCCAAUUUAGCUGAGAGAAAGUGGCAGUUCAGCCAAGGCACAGGUCACUUUCACUACCCCAGCCCAGAGGGGGGUCUGGUAGUGGUCGCUCAGGCCGGCAGACAGGAAACCUACGAGUGCUGGUCAGUGGAGGAAGGCUUUAUGGAGCUGCUUGCAAACUACUGUGUAAGAGGCGAAGCCAGACAGGAGAGCACUACGCUGACGGGCCGUUCUCGUAUACCACAGCUUUCCCAGGAGGAAGUUAUAUUUCUGCCAGGGGAAACCCGCUCUCCACAGAUCAACACCAAAACCUACUGGAAUGAGCUGAUUGUUGUGUGCGCCCUCUUGGGGUUUUCCAUCCUGGUCUUUUCUCUGUUUGUGGUCUACAGGAAUCGUGACCAUAUGAAAUCAAUGCUUAAGGAGGGAGAGUGCCCAAAUAUGCAGCAAAAAAAGCCAAGAAUAGUGAACAAACCAGCUGAGAACUUACCUCUAAAUGGCACCACCGUCACAACGUCUGUGUCAGAUCACAAAGGAUAUCAAACCCUUAAUGACAACUACCUGUGCAGCACCCCUCCACAUGAGUGCUCCUCGCCCGAAAACACCAAGAGCUUCUCGGAGUCAGAGAAAAGGCCUCUGAACUUAAAAGAGAGUCAUGUAGAGAUUUCUCCCACAUGCCCGCGGCCACGAGUCAGACUAGGCUCUGAGAUUAAAGACUCUAUAGUGUGAGGCUGGCUGAAAAGAGCUGGAAUGAGUGCGCUUGUUGGAAAAGACCAAACUUUUUAGGAGAAAGAAUGCAGCGCUCUUACAGUGAAACAUUCAUUACAGAUAUUUUGCACUUUGUCUACUUUUGUUCUGUCCCUGUGGUUCAAUGUGUAUUUCAUUUGAUUGCUCUCUUUCACACAGUGCAUUCAGAGCAACCCCUAUAUUGCCUUCUGAUGCACUCACACAUGGCUCACAGGAAUGUAACAAGCACAGAGGUGGCAUCAAAACCACUAGUUAGGGAUCAAGUUUCAGGGCAUUUCAAACUUUUCCGUCCAUGUAAAACACUGGUACUGCUUGGAAUUGCGGAAUAUUACCCAAAGUGUAUGCCACUAAAAGUGACAGCAUUGGAGGUUUUAUUGUUAUUCUGCAAUUUGGCAGGUAUCCAUGCUUCAUUGAGGCUACCGUGAAUUUACUCGUUUCCCAAACAUAAGAAAAUAGACAAGUCAGACUCAUGUAGGAAAAAAAUAAUUCAAAAAUGGAAA
Messenger RNA from Cyprinodon tularosa, 3471 nucleotides. RefSeq names its product sema domain, immunoglobulin domain (Ig), transmembrane domain (TM) and short cytoplasmic domain, (semaphorin) 4Ba (gene sema4ba). Gene Ontology annotation, biological process: negative regulation of axon extension involved in axon guidance; semaphorin-plexin signaling pathway; positive regulation of cell migration. Bases 449 to 2953 code for a protein of 834 amino acids. NCBI's taxonomy places the organism in Eukaryota, Metazoa, Chordata, Actinopteri, Cyprinodontiformes, Cyprinodontidae. The record is from RefSeq and is a predicted model, not a curated record. The transcript is spliced from 15 exons. Gene Ontology annotation, molecular function: semaphorin receptor binding; chemorepellent activity.